Molecule: messenger RNA, 819 nt
Organism: Acanthamoeba castellanii str. Neff
Lineage: Eukaryota; Discosea; Longamoebia; Acanthamoebidae
Product: apoptosisrelated protein PNAS-4, putative
Exons: 9
Coding region: 1-819 (272 amino acids)
Biological process (GO): protein deubiquitination
Molecular function (GO): protein binding; deubiquitinase activity
Source: RefSeq, a predicted model, not a curated record
AUGGAGUGGACUGGUGGGCGACGUGGCUCGAGUGGUGCCGUGACGGUCUACCUGAACGUGUACGACCUGGUGCCCAACAACUGGGGACACUCCUUCGGCCUCGGCCUCUACCACACAGGGGUGGAGAUCAUGGGCCAGGAGUUCUCGUUCUACGGGGGCGAGCAGGGCGCCGGCGGCGGCGGCAUCAUCGCCACCGUGCCGCGCACCGUGCCCCCGCCGGCCAAGUACCGGGAGUCGAUCGAGAUGGGCCAGAUCCGCCUUUCGUCCUCCGAGCUCCGCGCGGUCAUCAACAACCUCGCCAAGGAGUUCACGAACGACAAUUACCACAUGACGGGCAAGAACUGCAACAGCUUCUCCGAUGCCCUCUGCGUGGCCCUGCUUGACAAGCACAUUCCCGGGUGGAUCAACCGGGCAGCCACCCUGGCCGGUCCCCUCGUGGGCGGCUGGCUCGGACCCACGACCCCCGCAGCUCCAGUCCCGCCCGCCCCCAAGGCGUUCGACGGACAGGGCUACACGCUCUCGGGCUCGUCGACCACCGCGACCACGCCCGCACCGCCCCCGAAGGAGGCCUCGGCCAUCACCUACACCAUCAAGCCGGUGACGGCCCUGCAGUUCCGUCUGCACGACGGCAGCCGAGCCCAGGCCAGCUUCAACCACUCGCACACGGUCGGCGACGUCAGACAGUACAUCGACAACAUCACAAGUGUGCGAGCCUACGAUCUGUGCACCUCCUUCCCCAAGACCGUGCUGGCCGACCCAGGGCAAACCCUCGCCGAGGCGGGCCUGCUCAACGCGGUCAUCAUCCAGCAGCUCAACUGA